AUGGGAGACUCCGAGGAGCUGAGAUACUUGAUAAGGCUUUUGCCUGAAUACAUCCGGAUCGGAGGAGAGAGGUAUAUUCUGUUUCGGAUGAACAGAGUUGCGGAUGUGGAUAGCUGGGCUGGCGCGAUGUUCUGCAGAAGAUGCCUCCACCUGUAUAUUCCUGUUGUGAAUAGCAGAAUGAGAUGUAGCGACGAGGUUUUGACGAUUGAAUGCUACGGAUGCGGCGGGAGAAGCAUGUUUGAUAGGAAUGCCUUUGAGCCUGCCCAGGAUCCUUCGCAGCACGGGGAGUCUGAGACGUUUGAAUACUACUUUGUGUAG
Messenger RNA from Encephalitozoon cuniculi GB-M1, 318 nucleotides. RefSeq lists its product as uncharacterized. The record is from RefSeq and is marked provisional. Bases 1 to 318 code for a protein of 105 amino acids. Lineage: Eukaryota; Fungi; Microsporidia; Unikaryonidae. The transcript has a single exon.